This is a messenger RNA of Postia placenta MAD-698-R-SB12, 552 nucleotides long. RefSeq lists its product as hypothetical. The record is from RefSeq and is a predicted model, not a curated record. Gene Ontology annotation, molecular function: transferase activity. The transcript has 7 exons. NCBI's taxonomy places the organism in Eukaryota, Fungi, Basidiomycota, Agaricomycetes, Polyporales, Adustoporiaceae. Bases 1 to 552 code for a protein of 183 amino acids.
AUGUCUGGCCUUGACCUCAAUUACUGGAUCGGCCUUGUUCUCUCUUCUGUGAUGUUCUCCAUAUUGUGCGUUUUUCAUCAACACUAUAUGGAGGCGCAACCGAUUCCGCCACGUGUUAACACUGCUGGGGGUUGUCUUGGCAUUAUUGGGCUUCUGUUCGUAUGCUCUAUCGCUGUCUCAAAACCCCCUGACGAGCUGUCUUUAGCGUGUGGUAUAGCUAGCCUCUUGUAUAUCGGUGAGAUAAUCAUGUUCCAAAGACGCGAACGGCUUGAUCAGGAUAUGCAUGUCGGCCAGUACGGGGCAGCAGUCUAUAGCGAAGCGGUGCCCUGGGCACUCACUAUGAUUCCUGGAAAUUCGAGCUCAAUAUACAUCAACAUGUCAGGGGGGCUUCCGGCAUCCAGUGGGUGUUUGCGUGUGCUUCUCGUCAAAGCAGCACCAUUCAUCUUCCUUGUCAGAAUCAACACAACGGUGCACAUUGCAGUCUCGCAAGAACAUUGUACAUCACGAGAUCGUGUCACGACAACGAAGGACAAGAGGGUCAAGGGUGCAUGA